AGCUCACUGUGGUGUGAGCAAUUGGGCAUAGUACAACGUAAUCCUUGUAUAGCAACGGCGUGUCUUUCGAAGCAGCGAGCAUUUAAGAAUGGCACUUCGUGUUACAAGGAACCGCUUGGCUUCCUCAAGGACUGACCUCGCUGGAAAGACUUGCACAGUUACUGGGCCAGCACUCAAGACGCGAGCCGCUCUUGAGGAAAUUGGUAACGUCCCAGCUAACAGAGAGCCACAGAAGAAGACAAUCAAGAAGGCCCAGGCUGUUAAAAAGACAAAGGCUCCUGUUGUGACUGAAAAAGCUGAGCCCAAACCUAAAAAUGUUCCUGUGGUACAGGCUAAGCUUGUGCCAGUGUCCCCAACGCCAAUGGAGACUUCAGGCUGUGAGCCCGCUGACUUGUGUCAGGCAUUUUCUGAUGUCAUUCUGCACACUGCUGUCAGGGAUGUGGACGCAGAUGACUAUGACAAUCCGAUGCUCUGCAGUGAAUAUGUAAAAAAUAUAUACAAGUACAUGCGGCAGCUGGAGGCUGAGCAGAAUGUCAGAGCAAAUUAUCUCCAAGGCCAGGAAGUGACCGGUAACAUGCGUGCCAUACUUCUUGACUGGCUAGUCCAAGUGUCCCUCAAGUUCCGCCUGCUGCAGGAAACCAUGUACAUGACUGUGGGAAUAAUUGACCGCUUUCUUCAAGAUAACCCAGUCUCCAAGAAACAGCUGCAGCUUGUUGGAGUUACUGCUAUGUUCCUUGCUUCCAAAUAUGAGGAAAUGUAUCCACCGGAGAUAUCCGACUUUGCCUUUGUGACAGACAGGGCUUACACCACUGCCCAAAUUAGAGAGAUGGAAAUGACAAUCCUGCGUGUGCUGAAAUUUCAACUCGGCCGCCCCCUUCCCCUGCAUUUUCUCAGAAGGGCCUCAAAGAUUCAUGAAGUAACUGCAGAGCAACACACCCUGGCAAAAUACUUGCUCGAGUUAACCAUGGUCGACUAUGAAAUGGUUCAUUACCUGCCUUCGUUGGUGGCCAGUGCUGCUUUGGCUCUUGCGCUCAAGCUCUUGGAUGCCGGUGAAUGGGAUGCGACGCUGCAACACUACAUGGAGUACACCCCAGACAGUUUGAUACCCGUCAUGGCGCACAUUGCAAAGAAUGUUGUGAAGGUGAAUGAAGGACAAACUAAGCAUAUGGCUGUCAAAGGAAAGUACUCUACUUUAAAACAGAUGAGAAUUGCAACAAUCGCACAGCUCAAGUCUUCCAUAGUGAAAGAUCUUGCAAAGCAGCUCGCAGUGAGUUAAAUUUGUGUGAAAUGGUUUGCUUUUGUACAGAUUUGACCUAAUUUCUCCACCCUAAAGCUUUUUAUCACUUUUAAUGUUUUAAGUCUAUUUUAAAUCUGUGUGAAAGUGUUUUCUUUUAAAGCUUGAAAUGGAUAUAAUUCUUACACCUGCAUCAGAUCAUUUAAUCUGUCAAAUGCUUGUAUUGGUAAUUAAUCCCUGAUUGUUGGCAAUGUUUUACUCCUUUUGCCCUGCAAGACUCUGUAGGUUUCGAUUCACAUUUCUGCUGUUCAAGUUAUGUAAAUGUACAGCAAGUUUUCAUUGGUUUACAUUCUUGAAUGUUUGAAAUUAAAUGUUUUGACCAGAA
Phycodurus eques (leafy seadragon) is the source of this 1619-nucleotide messenger RNA. RefSeq names its product cyclin B1 (gene ccnb1). Lineage: Eukaryota; Metazoa; Chordata; Actinopteri; Syngnathiformes; Syngnathidae. The transcript is spliced from 9 exons. Bases 89 to 1276 code for a protein of 395 amino acids. Gene Ontology annotation, cellular component: nucleus; cytoplasm; cyclin B1-CDK1 complex. The record is from RefSeq and is a predicted model, not a curated record. Gene Ontology annotation, biological process: regulation of cyclin-dependent protein serine/threonine kinase activity; mitotic cell cycle phase transition; mitotic metaphase chromosome alignment. Gene Ontology annotation, molecular function: cyclin-dependent protein serine/threonine kinase regulator activity.